Molecule: messenger RNA, 2358 nt
Organism: Naegleria fowleri
Lineage: Eukaryota; Heterolobosea; Eutetramitea; Acrasida; Naegleriidae
Exons: 1
Coding region: 1-2358 (785 amino acids)
Source: RefSeq, a predicted model, not a curated record
AUGAUGUUAGGAACAAGAAAAGGCUUAUUGAAUUCAUACGGGGGAGGAGUAGAUUACAAGAGAAACACCAUGAGCCCUCAUUCUCCUUCUUCUCCAUCCAUCAGCAGCGUUGUUGUUGUUGGUGGUGGUGGUGGUGUGGGUUCUGCCUCUCAUCAUCAUCGUCCUUUUCAUGAGAUGACGAAUCCCAACAACAACAACAACAACCAUCGCCGAUCUGCUCCGAUCAUCAAACAAAGCUUUUCUCAUGCGAAUUAUAAUCCCUACCAACAACAAAUUCAACAACAACAAAUUCAACAACAACAACCACAACUCCCACAACUCCAACAACCCUUCCAUCAUCAACCUAUGAAUAAUAUUCAUUCCACUUCAUCCUCUCCUGAACUACCACAACAACCUCACCAACAACCUCACCAACAACCACAACAACAAAAACAUUACAAUGCUUCCAAGACUUGUUUCAAACAAGGAAUCAUGAUCAAACAGGGAGCCAAAGUGAAGAAUUACAAAACACGAUACUUUUUACUCUAUUCCAACCGAAUGACCUACCACAAGAUGAAUAAGAAGAAGGAAUACAACAAGACUCCUCAAGGAGAGAUUUCCUUGAAAGGCUUAACCACUUCCAACAUUUAUGAAAUGUCGCACAUGGAUCCACGUGCUCAGAAAGAAGGUUUGAAAUUUGGUUUUGUGGUGGCCGAUCAGGAACAUGCUCGAAAUUACUACUUGUUUACAGAGAGCAGAGAGGAGUCGUUGGAGUGGAUUCAUGCCAUUCAUCAAGUGGUGAAUAUGAGUGCAAGUUUUGAACUAUUGGCCAACAGUGGUUCAAAUCUUCCUUCGAAUUCGGUGCCAUCGAGUGGUAAUAGUCCUGUUGUGAAUUCAAUAGUGAAUCCUAUUAUGAAUAGUAUGAAUUUUACGACGUCGUUUACAAUGAAUACGACCGUCGCUGCCUCGAAUGGUAAUAGUAGUAAUAUUCGAAAUUCAAUGACACCCUCCACUCCAACCUCUCCUUCUUAUUCUCCUUCUCAUCCUUUCCUUUCGAAAAAGAAGAGUGAUUUACAACAACAAGCAGUACUGUCAUCGACGUCACUGAAUUUGUCUCAACUCGAGCAACAAGGAACACCUCGUUCCUCACAACGAUUGUUGCAACAAGCGAAUGUUGACACUAUGAUCACUUCUAACUAUACUCUGUCAUCCUCUCUCGUUAAUUCUCCUCGCAUCUCUAAUACUCAAAAUUCUCCUCUUUCUUCAUCACCUCUCAUAAUAUCCUCCUCUAAUUCUUCCUUCACUGGUGUGACAAGCGUUCUCAAAGGAUCUCAAGAAUCUGAGCUUACCACUGUUUCUACGUCAUCCAAUUCUUUAGUGGAAUUUAUGAAUGCAGUGGAUCCUUUGCCCGAAACAAGUCCUCGCCUUGAGAACGUUGAAGAAAAUGUCUCUGUUUCGACACCAAUCUCCACUACAGAUACAACAUUGAAUCCAUUCAAUACGUCACCAAACAUGCAACAAGAAAAUCCAAGCAUCAUGACCGAUGAGGAAGAAUUCAGCGUUGCCCUUAAUGCAGCUGCCAUCUUUUUGAAAGACGAAAUGGAAAGAACUCCACAAGAACAAGCUUAUGUUGUUGCUAUGAAUUAUUUUCGAACACAACUCGAUGAACACUGUAAAAAACAUAACUGCAAGCCUGCCUAUGGCCUUGCUCUGGGCACUGUCAUUUUCUGCAUUCCAGAAGAGCAACGAACUGCAGCAGAGCAAGAAUAUUAUCAGGACGUUGUGAAUCAAUUCAUGUCAAGUGUUAACUUGUUUAGUUUUCUCACAACUCAACUUUCUUCCUCACAGAAUGAGAUUGAAUCAACUCCAACCAUUGAUUUUGAUGAUGUUUCACUGGAAAUGGAGCAACACUUGGUGGACAUGUCUUGCUAUCUUUCUUAUCAUUCUUCUCAAAUAAUUCCAAUUCAUAUUCAAGUUGAAAUUGCAAAAGCGUGUAAGGAAAUUUGUAGGAAACCACCUCACGAACGAACCUUCGAUGAAAAUGAAUUUGUAGAACGUCUUUGUGAAUUACACUACAUGUUUAAACGACUUUAUUAUAAGAAUGGAAUUAUACCAAAUCAACUCACAUUACUUGCAUCAAUUUUACUUGGAAUGGAUCAUGAAUUAUUCGGAAACUUUCAAGUAUUGGAAGAAAUGAAGCUUAAAUCUUACUUUGAGCAAACACAAUUAUCAGAACAAAAUCUUGUGGGACAUUUCUCUGAUAAGGACGAUGAAAUAUUACAACCUCCUAGCAAUUUUUCUCUAUACGCCAACAUGUUGGACGUGAAAAUGUAUGAAUUGAAACAAAGUCUGAGAAAAUCCAACAACAGUCAACAAUAA